AUGCCGGCCACCAGAAGGGCAGUCAGUAUCACUUACUAUGAGGUGCUUGGCAUAGAGAAGAGUGCCACAGAUCAGGAGAUUAGGAAAGCGUACAGACGCCUAGCCUUGAAAUGGCAUCCAGACAAGAACCCUGAGAACAAGGAAGAGGCCAAAAGAAAAUUCCAGGAGAUAUCGGAAGCCUACGAUGUACUCUCUGACAAAAAGAAACGGGAGGUGUAUGAUCUGUAUGGCAAGGAAGGUGUCCUGGGAGGAUCUCAUAGAGGCGAUGAUGACUUUGGGUUCGACUCUUCUGCAUUUGAUGGCUUCCACUUCCAGUUUAGGACUCCAGAAGAGAUUUUUAAAGAUUUCUUUGGCACAGAUGAUCCAUUUGCAAGUUUCUUUGGUGUUGCAAGGAGAAGUGGCAACACAUUCGAAUCAUCUUUUCCAGGGUUCCCCAUUGGGAACAGCUUCUCAUCGUCCUUCUUCUCUCAAGAUCCCUUUGGGGGCCGAGGGCUAACCCACUUCUCCAGUACAAGCUUCGGAGGUCCCACAAUCGGAGGCAACUUUCGCUCCACCUCAACCUCCACUAAAAUCAUAAAUGGGAAGAAAAUUGUCACCAGAAAAGUUGUGGAGAAUGGACAGGAAACAGUGAUGAUAGAGGAGGAUGGAGUUCUCAAGUCCAAGACUAUCAAUGGUGUGCAACAAGCCUUGGAUGGACCACCAUCCAAGGCUAGCAUCAGAGCCAAGUGA
Candidula unifasciata is the source of this 729-nucleotide messenger RNA. The record is from the annotation of a GenBank genome assembly. Lineage: Eukaryota; Metazoa; Mollusca; Gastropoda; Stylommatophora; Geomitridae.